AAUUCAUCAGAAAUCGGAAUUCUGCAGAGGGAAUCGAGCGCGAUGGUGCAGAGAAAGCCGAGAAUCCUCGAAGAAACGGCGAAAACAGCAAUGUCUCUCACUCCGAAUUCCUCGGAGAAAUCGACCAGCACGACCACGGAGGGCAGUCAAUCGGAGAAUCGGGAAACCGCUUACUUCCCAGGAUGCAGACGAGACGCGAACUGCAACUGCGAGAUCUGCAUCGCCAGCAUCAACGCCACUCUCGAUUUGAUUCCCCAGAGCGUCCAUGGAAGCUCGCGCACCGUCAAUUCGAGGCCGAAUUUUCCACGAAGCCCUGUUUCCUUCCCCUCGCCGGCGGAUCUCCUGACGCCGAAAUCGGCGGCUCGUAUGAGGCGUGUGGAUCAAUCGCCGCUCUCGAAUUCCAUCGGAGCCCCGAAUUUGAAGAAGAAUCCCGUCGGAAAGGGAGGAUUCAGUUCUAGGGUUUACAUAGUGAGUUUCAUUUUGGGGAUAAUUCUCUUCUGCUGUGUGUACGGAUUACCCCGAAAAAGCCCUAGGGUUUUGAAGGCUCAAUUUCCCCCAAAUUUCGUGCAAAAUUUCGGGGAGAAAUUGGGGGAAAUUGAAGAACUCAACGCAAAAUUCAUGUUCCUGAAGAAUGAAUUAGAAUCAUUUGUUGGCAACAAGGUUUCAAGCUGCAGCUCCGAUGAUUCCCAGUGGAAAAUCAAUCAGAAUCGUCUGUUACUGCAUUCAAAGUGCGUAUUGUACAAAUCAAUGGUCGAGGAGGUAAGCAUUUGGGGGUGGCCAUUGCCAGCUGCCGGAGUUCUGACAACAGAGGGUUCUGUAAGAACACUCCUCAUUUUAUCCGGGAGCAUCUCAGAAUGGAUAAGCCCGAAAGCGAAUUAUUUGGUCCGAAAAUCGAACAGCACGUGGGCUCAGAGAAAAUGGAGCUCGACGGUGGUGCAAAUGGAGUCGAACACAUGGAUUCUCGACUACAGGCGGUCCCUUUUGGUGGACAGUGCUGCCGGGGUGGUGGAGCUGGCGAAGUCGUGGCCGGGGAAAAUUGUCGAAAAGGUUGUCCAGGGAUUUCUAACCAUGGCUGAAAUGAGACAUUAUCGUCGUCGUCAUCAUCAUUGUGAUUUUAUUACAGGGGGUUGUGUUGCUGCUCCUACUUAGGUUAUUAGGAGAUUUUUGAAGUAGUGUUUUGUCUGGUUUUUAUGUUUGUAAGAUAAGAUGGUGUUCUUUGAAGAGAAUGUGUACUUUCUUUGUAUGUAAUUCUCAUUACUCAUGAGAAAGUUUUUUGGUCCUUUUGAAUUCAGAACCAAUAUAUUUGUUUUGUCAUUU
Andrographis paniculata is the source of this 1317-nucleotide messenger RNA. RefSeq lists its product as uncharacterized. Gene Ontology annotation, cellular component: endoplasmic reticulum. NCBI's taxonomy places the organism in Eukaryota, Viridiplantae, Streptophyta, Magnoliopsida, Lamiales, Acanthaceae. The transcript is spliced from 3 exons. Bases 43 to 1149 code for a protein of 368 amino acids. The record is from RefSeq and is a predicted model, not a curated record.